Molecule: messenger RNA, 5283 nt
Organism: Heterocephalus glaber (naked mole-rat)
Lineage: Eukaryota; Metazoa; Chordata; Mammalia; Rodentia; Bathyergidae
Gene: Jarid2
Product: jumonji and AT-rich interaction domain containing 2
Biological process (GO): regulation of gene expression; chromatin remodeling
Cellular component (GO): chromatin; nucleus
Molecular function (GO): DNA binding
Source: RefSeq, a predicted model, not a curated record
GAUGACAGUGAUGGGAUUCCGUGGUCAGAAGAAAGGGUGGUACGUAAAGUCCUUUAUUUGUCUCUAAAGGAAUUCAAGGAUGCCCAGAAGAGGCAGCAUGGGGACAGCAUUGCUGGGAGCCUAAAAACUGUGAAUGGGCUCCUUGGUAAUGACCAGUCUAAGGGAUUAGGACCAGCGUCAGAACAGUCAGAGAAUGAGAAGGACGAUGCAUCCCAGGUGUCCUCAACUAGCAACGAUGUUAGUUCUUCAGAUUUUGAAGAAGGGCCGUCGAGGAAAAGGCCCAGGCUGCAAGCACAAAGGAAGUUUGCUCAAUCUCAGCCGAAUAGUCCCAGCACAACUCCAGUGAAGAUAGUGGAGCCUUUGCUACCCCCGCCAGCUACUCAAAUUUCUGACCUCUCUAAAAGGAAGCCUAAGACAGAAGACUUUCUUACCUUUCUCUGCCUUCGAGGUUCUCCUGCGCUGCCUAACAGUAUGGUGUAUUUUGGAAGCUCUCAGGAUGAGGAGGAUGUGGAGGAGGAAGAUGAUGAGGCAGAAGAUAUCAAAACAGCCACCAACAAUGCUUCAUCUUCAUGCCAGUCAACCCCCGGGAAAGGAAAAACCCACAAGCAUGUUCACAAUGGGCACGUUUUCAAUGGCUCCAGCAGGUCAACACGGGAGAAAGAACCUGUUCAGAAACACAAAAGCAAAGAGGCCACUCCUGCGAAGGAGAAGCACAGCGAUCACAGGGCUGAUAGCCGGAGGGAGCAGGCCUCUGCCACCCAGCCCUCGGCAGCCCCCUCCUCGGUCUCCUCGGCCAAGGGGCUCGCUGCCAACUACCACCCGCCCCCUGUGCAUCGGUCGGCUCAGGACUUCCGGAAGCAGGUUUCUAGGGUAAACGGAGUCACACGGAUGUCAUCUCUGGGUGCAGGUGCAGCCAGUGCCAAAAAGAUACGCGAAGUCAGACCUUCACCAUCCAAAACUGUGAAGUACACUGCCACGGUGACCAAGGGGACUGUUACAUACACCAAAGCCAAGAGAGAACUGGUCAAGGAAAGCAAACCCAAUCACCACAAGCCCAGUUCAGCUGUCAACCACACAAUCUCAGGGAAAACUGAAAGUAGCAAUGCAAAAACCCGCAAACAGGUGCUAUCCCUCGGGGGGCCGUCCAAGUCCACCGGGCCUGCAGCCAGCGGCCUCAAGGUCAGCGGCAGGUUGAACCCGUCAUGCACUAAGGAGGUGGGGGGGCGGCAGCUGAGGGAGGGGCUGCGGAAUUCCAAGCGGAGACUGGAAGAGGCACACCAGGGGGAGAAGCUGCAGUCGCCCCCCAAGAAGAUGAAGGGGGCCGCGGGGCCUGCCGAAGCACCCAGCAAAACGGCGGCGGCGGCGGCAGCCUCAGCAGAGAAGCCCCUGCUGAACGGACAGGUGAAGAAGGAAGUGCCCGAGCGGAGUUGGGACAGGAGCCGGCCGAAGCGGGCCACGGCCGGCAAGAGCACGCCAGGCAGACAAGCACAUGGCAAGCCGGACAGCGCCCCCUGUGGAAAUCGUUCUACCUCGCAACCCGAGCCCUUGCACAACAAGCCGCACGACCCGCCGCCGCCGCUGCCUCCGGGCAGGCCAGAGAAGGGGGGCGGCAGGUCCGGGCGGGAGGCGAUGGACGAGAUCCCUGUCCUCAGGCCCUCCGCCAAGGAGCUCCACGACCCGCUUAUCUACAUCAAGUCGGUCCGCGCUCAGGUGGAGAAGUACGGGAUGUGCAGGGUGAUCCCCCCUCCGGACUGGCGGCCCGAGUGCAAGCUCAAUGACGAGAUGCGGUUCGUCACGCAGAUUCAGCAGAUCCACAAGCUGGGCCGGCGCUGGGGCCCCAACGUGCAGCGGCUGGCCUGCAUCAAGAAGCACCUCAGAUCUCAGGGCAUCACCAUGGACGAGCUCCCGCUCAUCGGAGGCUGUGAGCUCGACCUGGCCUGCUUUUUCCGGCUGAUUAACGAGAUGGGUGGCAUGCAGCAAGUGACUGACCUCAAAAAGUGGAACAAACUAGCGGACAUGCUGCGCAUCCCCAAAACUGCCCAGGACCGUCUGGCCAAGCUGCAGGAGGCCUACUGCCAGUACCUGCUCUCCUAUGACUCCCUGUCCCCCGAGGAGCACCGGCGGCUGGAGAAGGAGGUGCUGAUGGAGAAGGAGAUCCUGGAGAAGCGCAAGGGGCCGCUGGAGGGCCACACGGAGAACGACCACCACAAGUUCCACCCGCUGCCACGCUUCGAGCCCAAGAACGGGCUCAUCCACGGUGUGGCGCCCCGCAACGGCUUCCGCAGCAAGCUCAAGGAGGUGGGCCAGGCCCCGCUCAAAACGGGCCGGCGGCGACUCUUCGCUCAGGAAAAGGAGGUGGUCAAGGAGGAGGAGGAGGACAAAGGUGUCCUCAACGACUUCCACAAGUGCAUCUACAAGGGAAGGUCUGUUUCUCUAACAACUUUCUAUCGAACAGCAAGAAAUAUCAUGAAUAUGUGCUUCAGCAAGGAGCCUGCACCAGCCGAAAUCGAGCAAGAGUACUGGAGGUUGGUGGAGGAGAAGGACUGCCACGUGGCAGUGCACUGCGGCAAGGUGGACACCAACACCCACGGCAGCGGAUUCCCGGUGGGAAAAUCGGAGCCCUUUUCAAGGCACGGAUGGAACCUCACCGUCCUCCCCAAUAACACAGGGUCCAUCCUGCGACACCUCGGUGCUGUGCCUGGAGUGACUAUUCCCUGGCUGAAUAUUGGCAUGGUCCUUUCUACCUCAGGCUGGUCUCGAGACCAAAAUCACCUUCCGUACAUUGACUACUUACACACUGGUGCUGACUGCAUUUGGUAUUGCAUUCCUGCUGAGGAGGAAAACAAGCUGGAGGACGUGGUCCACACCCUGCUACAGGCCAAUGGCACCCCAGGGCUGCAGAUGCUGGAGAGCAACGUCAUGAUCUCCCCAGAGGUGCUGUGCAAAGAGGGGAUCAAGGUGCACCGGACCGUGCAGCAGAGUGGACAGUUCGUGGUCUGCUUUCCGGGGUCCUUCGUGUCCAAAGUGUGCUGUGGCUACAGCGUCUCAGAAACUGUGCACUUUGUUACCACCCAGUGGACAAGUAUGGGCUUUGAGACCGCCAAGGAAAUGAAGCGGCGCCACAUAGCCAAGCCGUUCUCCAUGGAGAAGCUGCUCUACCAGAUCGCACAGGCAGAGGCGAAGAAGGAGAACGGGCCCACUCUCAGCACCAUCUCCGCCCUUCUGGACGAGCUCAGGGAUACGGAGCUGCGGCAGCGCAGGCAGCUGUUCGAGGCUGGCCUCCACUUGUCCGCGCGAUACGGCGGCAGCCACGACGGCAGCAGUGCGGCCGCAGAUGGGAAAAAAAAGCCUCGAAAGUGGCUGCAGCUGGAGACAUCGGAGAGGCGGUGUCAGAUCUGCCAGCACCUGUGCUACCUGUCCAUGGUGGUGCAGGAGAACGAGAAUGUCGUGUUCUGCCUGGAGUGUGCCCUGCGCCAUGUGGAGAAGCAGAAGUCCUGCCGCGGGCUGAAGCUCAUGUACCGCUACGACGAGGAGCAGAUCAUCAGUCUCGUCAAUCAGAUCUGUGGCAAAGUAUCUGGCAAGAACGGCAGCAUUGAGAACUGUCUCAGUAAACCCACACCAAAACGAGGCCCCCGAAAGAGAGCAACUGUGGACGUGCCGCCAUCCCGGCUGUCAGCCUCUGGUUCCUCCAAAAGUGCUUCGAGCUCAUCAUGAAGACGCCAACCCCAUGGUCGAUUUAUAUAGAUAUAUUUGUAAUUAUUAUAUUCUAGUUUGGAGUACUUGCUGUAGGAUACAAGCUGUCUUUGCACUAGCUCUAAAGAAGAUUUUCUUCUGGUUUUAGAGAACUAAUUUUGUUUUAGCAUUAAACUGAUGGAACUUUUUUUUGUACUUAGAAUACCUAGACACUGCAGUCAGAUUUUUGAAACUGCCGUAUAUUCACUGUUUUAAAAACCCUUGCGGGGCUGUAUUACUUUGUAUUGCCCUAUAUGGCUGACAAAAGCCCUUUUUUGUUUUUUUGUUUUUGUUUUUUGUCUUUUUUUGUAACUGUUGGGGGAAAAAGGCUUUUAAACCCAUUUUUGAAGAGGGUGAAGUUUGGAGAACAAAUUUUAAAUCCAUCAAGUCACGUGAGCAGAUUUUUCUAGAUCAGAAAAGGGAUAGGAGACACACACACACACACACACACGCACACACACACGAAAACUUGAAAAGAAAUGGCUUUACUGUGGCUGUCUUUCCUCUGUCAAGUGAGAUGAGUUCGUAUUUUCAAACCGGAGAGGCCCGUUUUGGUUCGUGGGCGGCUAUGGCAGCUGAAGGCGGAGGUUGGCGUGACCAGGUUCUCGUGACCAGCUGAAUCACUAUGCAUCGGGAGGACGGAGACAGACUGCCUGCUUGGAGGGUCCCUGACGGAGACCUGUGCCUGAUUUCAUCAGGAAAUCCAUUCUGUUAAUUUUUGGUGCUGUUGGCUACUUUAUCAAAAAACCCUUCAAUAGCAUCCUUAAGGAAAACAAUGAUUGAAGCCACAAGUGCUUCUUUGUCACCGACGUGCAAUCUUUCUAACAUUCCAUCUUCAUCUCACUGUUUGUUUCACACCUCCACAAGUCAGCAUUAAUCUGUUUUAAAAAUGUUUUGUUUAUGAUCACAUUUAGAGCCACUGGGAAGUCUGCAGUUCUUUUUGAAUGUGAAAAUGCAUUUGUGCUCAUCUUUUCUAUUUUUUCUGUCCAUGUUGUAACAAAAAGUAAAAAAAAGAAAAAAAAUCCCAACCCCUUUGUACAUACGCCUGUAAAUUGUUUUAAAUACUUGAGCCUUUUCUUGGAGGGGGGAGGGAGGGUGAGAAGACGAGAUGAAGAAAAGCCUUACACUUCAGUUUCUUCAUCGGGUGGAAUGGAUGCUUACAGGGUUUUCUUGUAACGUUUAUAAGUGCUGCUUACAUCACUGAACAACAACACCAGAAUAAUAAUGGAGUAGCUGUUGCCCUUCUCUGGUUGUGUGUACAGUAUGUGUGGAAUAAAAAAGGGAAACUUUUCACAAGCUGUUCUUUGUUUCAUAUUUGGACCUAUCGACCCCGUAGCUACCCACGCUGCACUGAGCUUGCCGGUGGUGACGGCCAGGAACGUCCUAGGAUCCACUUUGUUGGUUGGUGUUGCAGAAGACUGAACUGUUCUGGAAUAUUUAACAGUUACAUAAACAGUCGAGUGUUUUCCAAUGUGGUUGUCCGGUUUUUAUGGCCUUGCUGUGUACUUUUCCCUCUUUUUGACAGUAAACUUCCGCCUAUGGCUUACAGUU